ACCGUAAUGGCGUGUGACAGUUCGCGAACAGCAACAAAACGUAAUAGUAAAUUGUGUAUAUUUAGUUAAAUCUCGUCUAUAAUAAUUAAUAAACGUAUUUAUAUUUAUCAAUAAAUAGAAUAGAAAAUGACUAACAAAAUCUAUAUUUUACCGUCGUAUCAACGUUUUAUAAACGGUGUACCAGUACCAUUGUUUUCGCGACGUUCAAUUCGUUUACGUGAAAAGUAUCUUAUUCUACUUGUAUUUUUGACAUUUGGAAUAGUAUGUUUCGGAACAUUUUUCUUUUUGCCGGAUUUUCGUAGUGCCAAAGGAUCAGUAGCAUACAAUAGUGUUUACAAUGUCUAUCAAAAAAUCCAAAAAGUCGGUCCUGAUUUAUUAUUACCGGCACCACCACAUGGAGUUAUGGGCCCGCUAGAUCCUCAUGGACCUGGUGGUUAUUUUCAUGCAUUUAAUGUCGGCCUUGAACGUCCUGGUGAUGUUGUCCAAGAUAUUCAUCUCAUUGAGGACAAACUAAAGCUACAGGCGAAAAUCGACGAAGACAAUGAACAACAAAAGACAUUGGAGAAACCGGAAAUAGUGGAAGAUUCGCGUAUGCGUGUGACCAGUAGUGCUAUCCCGUUACCACAAGAAGAUCAUCAGCAUGAAGAGGCCAUAGUGAUAGUGCCACCGGCUCCAGCGGACGUGCUUCCGACUCUUGUAGGUGGGGAAGACAAGGAUCCAAUUGCACGCCAACGUCGGGACAAAGUUAAAGAGUUUGUUACAGAUAAAUCGUGUUAUUUGUGCAUUUAUUUCACCGCUUUUACAGUGCCGGCAGAGUGUUCACCCACGUGUCAACCGGCAUCGCUUGUGCUACCCACGCUGUGUAUUAUAAAUCCGCUUUUAUUUAAACAAUCCGCUAUUUAACAUA
Molecule: messenger RNA, 907 nt
Organism: Cotesia glomerata
Lineage: Eukaryota; Metazoa; Arthropoda; Insecta; Hymenoptera; Braconidae
Product: mannosyl-oligosaccharide alpha-1,2-mannosidase IA-like
Exons: 3
Coding region: 127-903 (258 amino acids)
Source: RefSeq, a predicted model, not a curated record